Messenger RNA from Coccinella septempunctata (seven-spotted ladybird), 793 nucleotides. RefSeq lists its product as uncharacterized. The record is from RefSeq and is a predicted model, not a curated record. NCBI's taxonomy places the organism in Eukaryota, Metazoa, Arthropoda, Insecta, Coleoptera, Coccinellidae. The coding region runs from base 73 to 759 and encodes 228 amino acids. The transcript is spliced from 2 exons.
UACCCAGCAAACAACACCACACAAUUUUUCUGAUAACUCUCGAGAAAAGUCACCCUUCCGAAAAUCAUCACGAUGGACGAUAACGACGAUUAUUCCGAGAUAUCGACGGACUUCAAAGACGAGGACUUACAGGACCAAACCAUCGAAUCCGAUUCGGAGCUGGAUAUCGCAAUAAACGAAGAAUUGAUCUCGAAGAGCCAGGAGGAAAUCAAGAAGAGGAUGACGUCUCUGAGUCUCCUCAUUUCCGGACUUAAGGAACAACUCAGGAACGAGAAGGAACUAUGGAGGCAGGAGAUCGAAUACGUCAUAAACUGCCAAAAUAGCUUCAUGUCGCAGGCGAUGUGCUUUCCACCAAACUACUGUAAUGUAAGCUGGGAAGAACCCUCGGACUACCCCAGACGAAUUUGCAGCUCAUCCCGCAGCGAUGAGGACAUACCUUUGAGGUAUGGCGAUUGUAGAUAUCGCCAUAUGAAACUGACCAAUUGUCGACGGGAGAUGGAAAUCGAGAAUUACAGGAGAAAAUUGCUGGAAGUCGAAAGUAUGUGUACGAUGGAACUCAACAGGGUGAAGAACAGCGUUCAGAGUCUUCAGGUGCUGCAGCAGGUCGCGGCAGAGUGGGACCAGGCGUCUGGAGAUACAGGACACAAGCCUGUUCAUCACAAGUCGAUACAGUCGCCAGAUGAAGGCGAUGAAAAUUCGCUGAAAAGCAGCGGUGAUUUUAGUCCUACCGCUGAAUCCCACGACACUGUUGAGGCUUAAUUUGCGAUAGUGAAUAAUAAAUUUUUUUUUCGAA